This is a messenger RNA of Fragaria vesca subsp. vesca, 1864 nucleotides long. RefSeq lists its product as uncharacterized. Bases 243 to 1526 code for a protein of 427 amino acids. The transcript is spliced from 8 exons. Lineage: Eukaryota; Viridiplantae; Streptophyta; Magnoliopsida; Rosales; Rosaceae. Gene Ontology annotation, molecular function: zinc ion binding. The record is from RefSeq and is a predicted model, not a curated record.
GGUCUUGUUUGUGUGAAGAGACCAGUGUCUCCUCUUGGAAAUUCUCCUGUUCUUUUCUCCUCUUCUAUACAAUUUCCAUUAUUCCCUCUCCGUUAUCAUUAUACUAAUCAAAUAGAUAGUUGGAUAAAAACCUCAAAGAAACAAUUCUCAUGUUCUUCAACUACUUCAAUCCCUCCACUCGCUUCUGCUGUUAAAAAGUUUCACUCUUUUUUCUUUGGGAGCUUGUGUUGGGUUUGUUAGCAAUGCAAGCGACUCAAGGAGUGAGUAAUGGAGUUACAGAAGCUCCUGCUGCUCAGGCUGGUGCUGAGAAUCUGAAGUCCAUACAGGAAGAAGGUGGAGAAUCGGGACAUAGUGGAAGACGCCCUGAUAUAUCACUUCAAAUACCCCCAAGGCAUGCAGGGUUUGGCAGUAGCCGAAGCGGGAAGGGUUUACUCCAGUCUCAAGGUUCCUCUAAGGGUAGUCCACUAUCAGGAGGCUUGUUCCGGGCUUUAAGCUUCAAGAAGAAAGGCACAUUGCCGGAUGGUGAGAGAAGUUCCCUCCUUAAUUCAGACUCCAAUACAGCUCCUGGAAGUCCAGUAGUGAACAAUAAUGGACCAGCAUUUUCUUGGACAAAGUGUGCCUCUCUUCCUGUUACACCAGCAUCAAAUAUCUCACCAUCCAUAUCUACACCUGCUUCUGCAAGGACGUAUAACGAAAGGCACAAGGCACAUAAAGAGAAUGUGAAGCCUACAGUUUCAAGGUCUCUGUCCGUGCCUGGACGGAAUAUUGUUAUUGUCAGAUCCAUAUCUUUUUCUGCUCGAAAUGAGAACAUCGAAACAGAUCCUAGUGAUGAUCAAAUAACUCCGGUUCCAGUCGAGGCUGAAGAUGAAGAAAUUCCUGAAGAAGAAGCAGUAUGUAGGAUUUGUUUUGAUGAAUGUGAAGAACAAAACACUCUCAAAAUGGAAUGCAGUUGCAAAGGUGCUCUCAGACUUGUACAUGAACAGUGUGCAAUUAAGUGGUUUAGCACAAGAGGAAACAGGACAUGUGAGGUAUGUGGGCAGGAGGUUCAGAAUUUACCUGUAACCUUGCUGCGGGUGCAGAGUUCUGUUCAAAGGGCCAGCGGACAGAACCAAAAUCAACAGAGUCUGCAUCCAGAAACAAUAAGUGCAUGGCAGGACUUCGUAAUACUGGUAUUAAUUAGCACAAUAUGCUAUUUCUUCUUCCUUGAGCAACUACUGAUCCGGGACUUGAAAGCUCAAGCUAUUGUAGUUGCAGCACCAUUUGCAUUUACAUUGGGUCUCUUAGCAUCCAUAUUCGCCAUUGUCCUUGCAAUCAAGGAGUAUAUAUGGACAUAUGCAGCUCUCGAGUUUGGCCUUGUAGCACUCUCCGUGCACCUUUUCUAUUCUACAUUUCAUCUGCCAGCCAUAUAUUCAAUACUGCUUGCAUCAGUAGUGGGUUUUGGGAUAUCAAUGAGCCUCAACUCAUUGUAUAUGCAGUACUUCAGUUGGAGAGUUCAAGUUGCUCAGAACAACUCUAGCCCAGUAUGAUUGAAUCCUGGUAGUAACAAGGCUAGCAUGUAGCAUUGUGUUGGUCGAUCAAUUAUCAAUACAAUAAUGUAAAUUUCUUACUAGUAGAUUUGAUCAAGUGUACACGUUUUUGUUUAAUGAAAGAUGUUGCACUGAAUCAAUGAGCAUGUGUCCCUCGAUUAUAUUUCAUCAUUUGUAGUCCUUGCGGUUUGCUUCUUAUUAAAACUAGUCAUUGCUUUUGUGACUGUGGAGCUCCGACUAAAUACUUGAGAAAACCUCAUGUAAGAACCAUGACUCCAAGGCAUGUAUAAAAUAAUCUCUUUUGGAACUCUUAUUGAAGGGUAGAACAAACUAACUAG